Molecule: messenger RNA, 2679 nt
Organism: Cercospora beticola
Lineage: Eukaryota; Fungi; Ascomycota; Dothideomycetes; Mycosphaerellales; Mycosphaerellaceae
Product: protein disulfide isomerase family protein
Biological process (GO): peptidyl-cysteine oxidation
Cellular component (GO): endoplasmic reticulum
Molecular function (GO): protein disulfide isomerase activity
Source: RefSeq, a predicted model, not a curated record
GGGGCGACAUGAAGCCGCGUGGAGCAUCUUCACAUGCACACGCCCUCUGCGACUGCCACUUCCAGACUUCCAGACACUCGCUACUGCCUGCUAUACCAUCAAUCACACAGCGCCGCGACUUCCUUUCUUGCCACUGACUCUUUCACGCGGCGGGCCCACUUCCGAAGACACGUUCGACUUGCGAAACGGGAAUACUUAAGCUCCACGAAUCCCCAACCAAUUUGCUGCCUCGACCUGUUUUGCACGAACAUCACAUCGGCCACACCCUGGGCGUGAGGCCCAUUCUUCCUCACCAUGCGCGCUUCUAGUCUGUUAUCGUGGGCGGCGACCGCACUCCUGGCGGCGAAUCCGGCCUCAGCGGGGCUGUUUAGUAAUGAGAAUAACAACGUGGGCGGAUUGAUCAAGAAGGACGAGGAUGGGACACCCAAAGAGACGAUAUUCAAUGGCAAGACUGUGCCGCCGAUGACUGAGCUGGAAGGCGAUAAGAUCGACGAUACGGUCAAGGACGGCUACUGGAUGGUCGAGUACUUUAGCCCGUACUGCCACCACUGCAAAGCAUUUGCUCCAAUCCUGCAGACGCUAUACGAGUUCUACUACACAUCAGACCCUGUCCCGCAAACCUCUGGAUCGGGAGAGUCACACGACGAUCUGAACAGCUUUACGAGAUAUUACAACUUCAAAUUGGCCAAGGUGGACUGCGUUGCAUUUGGAGAUGCUUGCGUGAGCCACGACAUUCAAUCUUUUCCUACUGUGGUUUUGUACAAGGAUGGUAAGGUGGUCGAGAAGAAGACUGGGCAAAAAGAUCUUGCUACAAUGAGCAAGUGGGUCGAGGAGAUUCUGGAAACGAUCAAGCCCGGCAGCAGACCGCAGGGCGGCCCAAAGCUGCCUAAAGUGGGCGCGAAAGAAGCGCCUCCACAGCCCGCAAUGGUAGCAAUGGCUGCCAAGGAUGGCGAUGACAAGGUUGCAGCUGGCAAGGCGAAGACGACAUUAACUGGCACUCGAGUAUCCGAGCACAUCAAACAGACUCCAAACCCCGCUGGCAAGAGCGUGGCCUUGACUGCCGACAACUUCCAGCGGAUGGUCACGACCACUCUCGAUCCAUGGUUUAUCAAGUUCUACGCCCCCUGGUGUCAUCACUGCCAGGCAAUGGCUCCAAGCUGGCAAGGCAUGGCGAAGCAGAUGGAAGGCAGACUCAAUGUGGGCGAGGUCAACUGCGAGGCUGAGAAGCGACUGUGCAAGGACGUCAAAGUUCGAGGGUACCCUACGAUCAUGUUCUUCCGUGGUGGCGAAAGGAUUGAAUACGAAGGACUACGAGGCCUGGGUGAUCUUCUCAACUUUGCCAAUAAAGCGGUGGGUCUUACAGAUGGCAUUAAAGAUGUGACCGCGGUCGAAUUCGAGGAGAUGGAGACUAAGGAAGAGGUCAUCUUCCUGUACUUCCACGAUGAUGCCACCACGAGCGAAGACUUUGCGGCACUGGAUCGCCUAACCUUGAGCCUGAUCGGACACGCAAAGCUGGUCAAGACUCACGAUCCAGCCCUUGAGGAGCGCUUCCGCAUCUCGACCUGGCCACGGCUUCUCGUAUCUCGCGACGGAAAGCCAACGUAUUACAAUGCCCUAUCCCCACGCGAUAUGCGCGAUUUCCGCCGCGUCCUCAACUGGAUGCAGACUGUCUGGCUGCCGAUUGUCCCUGAACUUACCGCAUCCAAUGCCAGAGAGAUUAUGAACCACCGUCUGGUCGUCCUCGGCAUUCUAUCUCGCGAUCGUCCAGAGAGCUUCGCUCAAUCGAAACGCGAAAUCAAGAACGCCGCUCUCGAAUGGAUCGACAAACAGACACAAGCCUUCCAGCUCGAACGCCAAGAACUUCGUGAUGCUAAACAGCUCCGUAUUGAAGAGGCCGAGGAUCGCAACGAUCAAAGAGCUCUGCGCGCCGCCAAGCAGAUCCGCAUCAACAUGGACGAUAUCGAACGCAAAGAAGUUGGGUUCGCCUGGGUAGAUGGUGUCUUCUGGGAGCGAUGGAUCCGCACCACAUACGGCAUCAGCGUCGCAGACGGAGAAAAGGUCAUCAUCAACGAUGAAGACAACCACCGAUACUGGGACGUCACAAUGACGGGUAAUCCAAUCGUCCCUUCAAGAACAAGCAUCCUCGAGACACUACCCCGCAUCGUAGCCAAUCCACCAAAGAUCUCCCCGAAGUCGACGACGAACGCCAUCGGACACGUUUGGUGGGUCAUCAAGGGCAAUGUCGGCAGACAUCCUUUCGUCUCAAUAGGACUCCUCAUCGGUGUCCUUAUCGUCGGUGCGCUUUACGGAAGGAAACACCUCCCUGGGAGAGGAGGCUACAUCCGACUCGACGAGAAAGGAGGCCAUAUGAACGGUCUGUUGGGCGGCAACAGUGGAGGCGGAAAGACGGAUUGAGAGCUUCGGAAAAGUCAAGUCUCUUUGUACGAAUAAGGUAUGCGUGGGCGUGAAAGCAUGGCGUUUACGAGGUGUUGCCUGGCGUGGUGGAGCAGUGUUGACUCUGGAUGUGAAAAUCUUCACCUUGUGGAUGAGAUAUGAUUGAGAUUAUUCCCUUUGACUUUUUCUACUCUUUCCUACUGGAAGUAAUCAAGAUUCCCUUAUUUUUGUUCAAUUUUCUGGCUUCACUUAAUUGUGCAGACAUCGUUGUUGUGUUUUGAGGAC